AUGAGCAAGAAAAGUAGCAAAGCGCAGCAGGCCAAAGUGGCCAUGACCUACAACAUCAACGACACGGUCCUAGGCAAAGUGCGCGGCUUUCCACCGUGGCCCGGCAUGGUUGUGGACCCAGACAAUGUCCACCCCACUAUGGCUCUCGAACGCCCCAGCAACAAAAAAGCCAUGUUUUACUGUGUCAGGUUCUUCCCUUUGGGUGACCAUGCAUGGUUAGUCGAGAAAGACAUCUCAAAGCUCCAACGACACGAAAUUGAGUUGUAUAUCUCAGAGCCCCACAAAAUGUCAUCAGAGCUGUUGAAUGGGUAUCGCAUUGCUCUGGACCCUGCGACGUGGCUCGUGGAGAAAGAGGCUAUGAUCCAGGAUACAGUAGACAUGGAGGAAAAUGCUGAGAUUGACCAGCUUGCAGAGACAGAGGAUGGAGAAGAUGAAGGAGCUGCAGGCAAGAAACAAGGGAAGAAAAGGAAAUGUGACGAUGCUUCUGCAUCUAUCAAAGAAAAGAAAGAGAGGAAGAAAUCCAAUAAACCAGCAAAAGCCAAGGCAAAGAAAGACACUGAUGCUGGAAGAACCACAAGGAAGGCCAAGGCCGCCAAUGGCAAUGGUGCCUCUAAACGUUCCAAAAAGUCCCAAGUGAUGGUUGAGUCCAAAGAUGAAGGUGAAGCUGAGGCAGAUGCGGAGGAUGAGGCUGAAGAUGACGCAGAUGCUGGGCCUAGCACGAAGAGCUCCAAGAAGGCUGCGGCUGCAGCAGAUAAGACUGCUGUGUCGCCUCCACCAGCGAAGAAAGCGAAACGGGACUGGGAUGAUGAUGCUGAAGAAGUGGAGUGGAUCGUCGGAUCGCUCUGA
Molecule: messenger RNA, 846 nt
Organism: Laccaria bicolor S238N-H82
Lineage: Eukaryota; Fungi; Basidiomycota; Agaricomycetes; Agaricales; Hydnangiaceae
Exons: 5
Coding region: 1-846 (281 amino acids)
Molecular function (GO): oxidoreductase activity, acting on the CH-OH group of donors, NAD or NADP as acceptor
Source: RefSeq, a predicted model, not a curated record